CACGCCGGCCCCGCCAUGGUCUCGGCUCCGCGCUGCCCGCCCGGCGCCCGGGGGCUCCUGGCGCUGCUGCUGCUGCUGCUGCCCCUGCCCGGGGCUCGCGGUCAGUGUGGGGCCCCUCCAAGGCUCAGUCGUGCCAUCCCCUAUGAUACCAGUCGCACAGAGGGCUUCCCUAUCGGCACAGAAGUGACCUACAGGUGCCUUGAUGGCUUUGUUAAAAUCCCUGGAAAGUCAGACACUGUCGUUUGCCUUUCAAACUCAGAGUGGUCAGCCAUUGGAGAGUUUUGUAGUGGUGGCUGUGGUGCCCCACCAAGGUUAAAAUCUGCUACCUUAAGCAAGAAAGAUGGGCAGAAGAAUUACUCUCCUUCUGGGAGCACUGUGAGUUAUGUCUGUCGCCCAGGAUAUGAGAGCACCCAAGUGAAACCUGUCAUUACUUGUCUUGAGAAUUUAAGAUGGUCAGAAGCCCCUGAGAUCUGUAGAGCGAAAUCGUGUGGUGUUCCAAAAGGACCAGAGCAUGGCAGAGCUGUUGUUCUAACCAAUGACCUGUAUGGUGCAAGAGCAAACAUCAUUUGUGAUGAAGGGUUCAGAUUACAUGGACGGACUUUCAUCCAAUGUUUGCUGAAGGGAGAUCAAGUUGAAUGGAGUCAACUUCCAACUUGUCAAGUGGUUACUUGUUCUCCUCCUCCUAAUGUUACCAAUGGGAUGCACAAUGGCAGCAACGUGGAAAUCUUUGUCUAUAACUCAUCAGUAACUUACAAAUGUGACCAGGGCUUCUCUCUUAUUGGAGAGGCUUCCAUUCAGUGUACAACUAAAUAUAACAUCAAUGGAGUCUGGAAUGGGUCUGCCCCUGAAUGCAAAGCAAUACCUUGUCCUCCACCUCCUGAUAUCACCCAUGGAUCCCAUACUGGUCAGAGUGAACAAGAGUUUUCCUUUGGCUCAGCGGUAACUUACAAAUGUGACCAGGGCUUCUCUCUUAUUGGAGAGGCCUCGAUUCAUUGUACAACGAAAGAUAAUGUCAAUGGAGAGUGGAGUGGGCCUGCCCCUGAAUGCAAAGGUCAGUGUGGGGCCCCGCCAAGCCUCAGUCGUGCCAGCCCCCAUGAUACGAGUUGCACAGAGGGCUGCCCUAUCGGCACAGAAGUGACCUACAGGUGCCUUAAUGGCUUUGUUAAAAUCCCUGGAAAGUCAGACACUGUCGUUUGCCUUUCAAACGCAGAGUGGUCAAACUUUGGAGAGUUUUGUAAUGGUAGCUGUGGUGCCCCACCAAGGUUAAAAUCUGCUACCUUAAGCAAGGAAGAUGGGCAGAAGAAUUACUGUCCUCCUGGGAGCACUGUGAGUUAUGUCUGUCGCCCAGGAUAUGAGAGCACCGAAGUGAAACCUGUCAUUACUUGUCUUGAGAAUUUAACAUGGUCAGAAGCCCCUGAGUUCUGUAGAGGGAAAUCGUGUGGCGUUCCAAAAGGACCAGAGCAUGGCAGAGCUGUUCUUAUAACCAAUGACCUGUGUGGUGCAAGAGCAAACAUCAUUUGUGAUGACGGGUUCAGAUUACAUGGGCGGUCUUUCAUCCUGUGUUUGCCGAAGGGAGAUCAAGUUGAAUGGAGUCAACUUCCAACUUGUCAAGAUCGGUGUUGGCCCCCAGGAAGGCGCCGCCGUGAUACUGAUAGCUGCGGUGGUGGCUCUGUUAAAAGCCUUGGCACUUGUGAUUCUCCUCCAAGUUUGAGUUUUGCUGAGCUGCCUGGGGCAGUGAACAAUUCCUAUCCUGUUGGGACCAAACUGAAAUGCUCCUGUCGCCCAGGAUACGUUUUGCGCUCUGGAAAGUCUCCUUUAGUUACAUGUCUUGCAAAUUCAACGUGGUCAGUAGACCCUGAGUUUUGUGUAGCAAUACCUUGUCGUCCACCUCCUGAUAUCACCCAUGGAUCCCAUACUGGUCAGCAUGAACAAGAGUUUUCCUUUGGCUCAGCGGUAACUUACAAAUGUGACCAGGGCUUCUCUCUUAUUGGAGAGGCCUCCAUUCAUUGUACAACGAAAGAUAACGUCAAUGGAGAGUGGAGUGGGCCUGCCCCUGAAUGCAAAGGAAUACCAUGUAAACAACUAGAACUAGAAAAUGGCAGGGUUCAUUUAAAGGAUCGCCAGGUUGGUGCAACAGCAAACUUCUCCUGUGAUGAAGGGUACAGAUUAAUUGGAACGACUUCUGCCCAAUGUGUGGUUGCGGAAAAUGGAGUUAAUUGGGAUAAGGAGCUUCCACAUUGCCAAGCAAUACCUUGUCUUCCACCUCCUGAUAUUGCCAAUGGAUCCCAUACCGGUCAGAGUGAACAAGAGUUUUCCUUUGGCUCAGCGGUAACUUACAAAUGUGACAAGGGCUUCUCUCUUAUUGGAAAGGCCUCCACUCAUUGUACAACGAAAGAUAACGUCAAUGGAGAGUGGAGUGGGCCUGCCCCUGAAUGCAAAGCAAUACCUUGUCCUCCACCUCCUGAUAUUGCCAAUGGAUCCCAUACUGGUCAGAGUGAACAAGAGUUUUCCUUUGGCUCAGCGGUAACUUACAAAUGUGACAAGGGCUUCUCUCUUAUUGGAGAGGCCUCCAUUCAUUGUACAAUGAAAGAUAAUGUCAAUGGAGAGUGGAGUGGGCCUGCCCCUGAAUGCAAAGCAAUACCUUGUCCUCCACCUCCUGAUAUCACCCAUGGAUCCCAUACUGGUCAGAGUGAACAAGAGUUUUCCUUUGGCUCAGUGGUAACUUACAAAUGUGACCAGGGCUUCUCUCUUAUUGGAGAGGCCUCCAUUCAUUGUACAACGAAAGAUAACGUCAAUGGAGAGUGGAGUGGGCCUGCCCCUGAAUGCAAAGCAAUACCUUGUCUUCCACCUCCUGAUAUCACCAGUGGAUCCCAUACUGGUCAGAGUGAACAAGAGUUUUCCUUUGGCUCAGCGGUAACUUACAAAUGUGACCAGGGCUUCUCUCUUAUUGGAGAGGCCUCCAUUCAUUGUACAACGAAAGAUAACAUCAAUGGAGAGUGGAGUGGCCCUGCCCCUGAAUGCAAAGGCAUUUGUGAUUCUCCUCCAAGAUUGAGUUUUGCUGAGCUGCCUGCGACAGUGAACGAUUCCUACCCUGUUGGGACCAAACUGAAAUACUCCUGUCGCCCAGGAUACGUUUUGGGCUCUGGAAAGUCUCCUUUAGUUGUAUGUCUUGCAAAUUCAACAUGGUCAGUAGACCCUGAGUUUUGUGUUGGAAGACUGUGUAAACAACUAGAACUAGAAAAUGGCAGGGUUGAUUUAACCGAUCUCCGGUUUGGUGCAACAGCAACCUUCUCGUGUGAUGAAGGGUACAGAUUAAUUGGAACGAUUUCUGCCCAAUGUGUGGUUGUGGGAAAUGGAGUUAAUUGGGAUAAGAGGCUUCCACAUUGCCAAGCAAUACCUUGUCUUCCACCUCCUGAUAUUGCCAAUGGAUCCCAUACUGGUCAGAGUGAACAAGAGUUUUCCUUUGGCUCAGCAGUAACUUACAAAUGUGACCAGGGCUUCUCUCUUAUUGGAGAGGCCUCCAUUCAUUGUACAACAAAAGAUAACGUCAAUGGAGAGUGGAGUGGGCCUGCCCCUGAAUGCAAAGGUCAGUGUGGGGCCCCGCCAAGGCUCAUUCGUGCCGUCCCCCAUGAUACCAGUUGCACAGAGGGCUGCCCUAUCGGCACACAAGUGACCUACAGGUGCCGUGAUGGCUUUGUUAAAAUCCCUGGAAAGUCAGACACUGUCGUUUGCCUUUCAAACCUAGAAUGGUCAGCCAUUGGAGAGUUUUGUAGUGAUGGCUGUGGUGCCCUACCACGGUUAAAAUCUGCUACCUUAAGCAAGGAAGAUGGGCAGAAGAAUUACAGUCCUCCUGGGAGCACUGUGACUUAUGAGUGUCGCCCAGGAUAUGAGAGCACCGAAGUGAAACCUGUCAUUACUUGUCUUGAGAAUUUAACAUGGUCAGAAGCCCCUGAGUUCUGUAGAGGGAAAUCGUGUGGUGUUCCAAAAGGACCAGAGCAUGGCAGAGCUGUUGUUCUAACCAAUGACCUGUAUGGUGCAAGGGCAAACGUCAUUUGUGAUAAAGGGUUCAGAUUACAUGGACGGACUUUCAUCCAAUGUUUGCUGAAGGGAGAUCAAGUUGAAUGGAGUCAACUUCCAACUUGUCAAGGGAAAUCGUGUGGUGUUCCAAAAGGACCAGAGCAUGGCAGAGCUGUUGUUCUAACCAAUGACCUGUAUGGUGCAAGAGCAAACGUCAUUUGUGAUGAAGGGUUCAGAUUACAUGGACGGACUUUCAUCCAAUGUUUGCUGAAGGGAGAUCAAGUUGAAUGGAGUCAACUUCCAACUUGUCAAGCGAUUACUUGUUCUCCUCCUCCUAAUAUUACCAAUGGGAUGCACAAUGGCAGCAACGUGGAAAUCUUUGUCUAUAACUCAUCGGUAACUUACAAAUGUGACCAUAAUUUCUCACUUAUUGGAGAGGCCUCCAUUCACUGUACAACUAAAGAUAACAUCAAUGGAGUCUGGAAUGGGUCUGCCCCUGAAUGCAAAGGCCCUUGUGAUUCUCCUCCAAGAUUGAGUUUUGCUGAGCUGCCUGGGGUAGUGAACAAUUCCUAUCCUGUUGGGACCGAACUGAAAUACUCCUGUCGCCCAGGAUACGUUUUGGGCUCUGAAAAGUCUCCUUUAGUUACAUGUCUUGCAAAUUCAACAUGGUCAGUAGACCCUGAGAUUUGUGUAGGAAUACCAUGUAAACAACUAGAACUAGAAAAUGGCAGGGUUCAUUUAACGGAUCACCGGGUUGGUGCAACAGCAACCUUCUCCUGUAAUGAAGGGUACAGAUUAAUUGGAACGACUUCUGCCCAAUGUGUGGUUGCGGAAAAUGGAGUUAAUUGGGAUAAGGACCUUCCACAUUGCCAAGCAAUACCUUGUCAUCCACCUCCUGAUAUUGCCAAUGGAUCCCAUACCGGUCAGAGUGAACAAGAGUUUUCCUUUGGCUCAGCGGUAACUUACAAAUGUGACAAGGGCUACUCUCUUAUUGGAGAGGCCUCCAUUCAUUGUACAACGAAAGAUAACGUCAAUGGAGAGUGGAGUGGGCCUGUCCCUAAAUGCAAAGCAAUACCUUGUCGUCCACCUCCUGAUAUCACCCAUGGAUCCCAUACUGGUCAGAGUGAACAAGAGCUUUCCUUUGGCUCAGCGGUAACUUACAAAUGUGACCAGGGCUUCUGUCUUAUUCGAGAGGCCUCCAUUCAUUGUACAACGAAAGAUAACGUCAAUGGAGAGUGGAGUGGGCCUGUCCCUGAAUGCAAAGUCAUAAUUACCCAGAACAAACCCACAACUGUCCCUCCCGAAGGAGCAGAAGUAACUGGCACUUCCUCAGUCAUAAUUACCCAGGACAAACCCACAACUGUUCCUCCCGAAAGAGCAGAAGUAGCUGGUACUUCCUCAGAUUCUGCGCUGAACACUGCUGGCAACUCUGCUGAGCCUGAAGUUGAAGUCAUAAUUACCCAGGACAAACCCACAACUGUUCCUCCCGAAAGAGCAGAAGUAGCUGGUACUUCCUCAGGGCCUGGCAUUGAUACAUACAUCAUCGGUAUUAUCAUCGCCGUCAUCCUCAUUGUCAUCCUCGUCGGUAUCGGCAACAUCGUUUUUACAGUGUAAAUCCGGGUUCCCCAAAGCAUCAGAUUACCACAGAACAUGAUUCCCAUCUGAAUGAAUCAAAAUGUAAUUUGAUCUUCAAAGUAUAAAUGACUGAUGCUGGCUGAUGUCUAUGGUUUACACAUUAACAGACAUUGGAAGAAAAUCAUGGAAAAGUUAGGAGAUAAAUGUCAUACAUUUGUACUGAAGUUUCUGUAGUGAAAAUAGACCCCCUCUCAGGUAACUGCUGUUAAUUUCACUACAACUUCUUUCCUCUGUUGAGCUGGACUUGUAGCAGGAAUCCACUGCAUUUGAGUAAAGCAGAAAGACCAGAGGUGGAUCAUUGCUCUUGCCCUUGAAAAUGGCUUCUGAAGCAAGCAAGGCAUUUGGCAGCAUGAAAAUUGCUUGGUCUUCUGAACAUGCAGCUUGUUCCUUAUUCAGCCUCUCCAUAGUGCUAAAUCUUUCCCCUUAAAGAACAUAGUCACCAUCAGAGCGUGGCAUGGUUUGGAUUGUGAGUUGUGGCUGUAACUGCAGGCAGCAAGAGAGCCUGUUCAGAUCCCUACUUACAAGCUUCCAUAAUGGAGUGUGUAUUACUCUUUAAGCACAAAUUUAAAGAUGCCAGACACUAGGUGGAAUGUCGUAGAUUCUUCAUAAAAACAUCCAUUCUGGGUCAGACCAAUGUUCCAUCUAGCAAGGUGCUUCAAAGGGAAUGAACAGAACAGGGCAGUUAUCAAGUGACACGUCAUCCCGUCGGCCAGUCCCAGUUUCUGGCCAUCAGAGAGUAGAGACACUGAGAGCCUGGGGUUGUAUCCCUGGCCAUCUUGGCUAUCCUCCAUGUACUUAUCUCAUUCUUUUUUUUUAAACCCAGUUAUAGUUUUGGCUUUCAUGUGACCUUUCUUCAGAUUUACUCUCCAUCUACAGAUUUUUUUUUACAUGAUACUACAGAAAAAAGCCAAUUGUUGUUACCUGCUCCACAAUGUGUAUUCUUACCACAAGCUUGAUAUCUAGUGUGUCUCCCUUAAGAGAAAAUUAAAAGUAUUGUGAUUU
Mauremys reevesii (Reeves's turtle) is the source of this 6654-nucleotide messenger RNA. RefSeq names its product complement receptor type 1-like. The record is from RefSeq and is a predicted model, not a curated record. The transcript has 45 exons. Bases 16 to 5631 code for a protein of 1871 amino acids. Lineage: Eukaryota; Metazoa; Chordata; Testudines; Geoemydidae. Gene Ontology annotation, biological process: negative regulation of complement activation, classical pathway.